AUCGAAGCUCCGAUCCCCACUAUCGGACGAGACGAGGAGCUAUAUGUGGUCAGCUUCGAUGGAUCAGCCCGUGUCAAGAGGAGUGGAGGCGCCUACAGCGGGAUCCUGUGGAGGCUACCCGAAUGGAGGGUGGUGAAAGCUAGAUCAGGGUAUGCUGAAGGCUUGACGGUGAAUGAGGCAGAGUACCAUGGGUUGUUACUAUGCCUGGAUCUGUUGGAGGGUCUGGAUCCACAGCGUCUGGUGAUCUGCGGAGACUCAAACCUGGUGAUCCGACAAGUACGAGGAGAGAUCGACUGUAAAGCACCAGGUCUGACACUGUUACGAGCCUUGGAUCGACUGCAAAAAUGGCCAGAUCAUGAACUAUUGCAUGUCAAGCGGGACUGGAAUGGGAGUGCUAACAGCCUAGCAGGUGCCGCUCUACAACGACAAUGUGGGAUCGAGAUAGAGUCUGAUGCAGAGAUCCAGGAUCUCAUGACUUUGAAUAGGCUAGAUGAGAUCCUGAUGGUGAAAGUCGAAGAAGAGACCCUACGAUUAUCAGCGGUGACGACCCGAUCGAAGGCUAGAUCGGGGAGAGCUACGGAUCGAGUGGAUCCGACAAGCGCAGGACGAGGAGGCGUGGAUCAUGGGCUUGAAGAAGUAUCUAAUCGGGAGAUCCGGGAUCAGACACAAGAAGAGGCUAGAAUGUUUGGAUCUAUUGCUGUGAAUUAUGAACGGGAUCUACUCUUCUAUUGUCCGACAACUAAGGAAGCCGCUGCAGAUCGAGAUAAGCUGAUGCGACUAGUGGUACCUGAGACCCUUCAACAGGACAUUUUACACCACUAUCACACGAGUUUACAGGGUGGUCAUCAAGGGGUCGGUCGCACCUAUGAUCGGAUCCGCGAUCACUUCCACUAG
Molecule: messenger RNA, 894 nt
Organism: Phytophthora megakarya
Lineage: Eukaryota; Oomycota; Peronosporomycetes; Peronosporales; Peronosporaceae
Source: the annotation of a GenBank genome assembly